Molecule: messenger RNA, 517 nt
Organism: Salarias fasciatus (jewelled blenny)
Lineage: Eukaryota; Metazoa; Chordata; Actinopteri; Blenniiformes; Blenniidae
Product: class A basic helix-loop-helix protein 15-like
Exons: 1
Coding region: 47-517 (156 amino acids)
Biological process (GO): developmental process; regulation of transcription by RNA polymerase II
Molecular function (GO): DNA-binding transcription factor activity, RNA polymerase II-specific; protein dimerization activity; RNA polymerase II transcription regulatory region sequence-specific DNA binding
Source: RefSeq, a predicted model, not a curated record
UACAAAACGGGCAUCAUCUCAGCAAAACUGCAUCCUGGGACUGAAUAUGGAGAUGCAAGGCCACUAUGUGGACCCCUCCUUAAUUAACUUUGUCACCGACAUGGACCUGAUGGGGUUCCGUGGUAAGUACGCCUUGCCACCCAAACAGCAGGUGGAUGAUACCCCGUCCAGUCCUCACGACCGCCAGGUGCGUCUGAACGACCCGUCCUGGGGUCGCGGCUUGGAGGACGGCGCGCGCACCGCGCACCUCCGCGCAGAGCGCCUGGUGGCGCAGCCCCCGCGGUGCUACCACCGCCACGCCAGUAAGUCCAAGCGGAGGCGGAUCAUCACCGUGGUCCAGCGGCAGGCCGCCAACGUGCGGGAAAGGAAGCGCAUGUUCAGCCUGAACGAGGCGUUCGACGAGCUGAGGAGGAAAGUUCCCACGUUCGCCUACGAGAAGAGGCUGUCGCGCAUCGAGACCCUGCGCCUCGCCAUCGUCUACAUCUCCUUCAUGACGGACCUGCUGGAAAACACCUGA